Molecule: messenger RNA, 1380 nt
Organism: Paramecium pentaurelia
Lineage: Eukaryota; Ciliophora; Oligohymenophorea; Peniculida; Parameciidae
Source: the annotation of a GenBank genome assembly
AUGUCUGACUAAUGUAUAGCCUUUAAGAAUCAUGUUUAUUACUCUAAUCAAACCCGUAAAGUCAUAUUUGCUCCUAAUUCAGUUUAUUAAGUACUCUAAAUUAUAGAUAGUCCCAAUUAACCAAACACUUAUUAUUUACAUUUAUAAAAUCAAACUUUAGCCAAAUGGGUCAAUCAUUAAUAAGUAGAAGUACUUAAUUUUGAUAAAAUCAGAACUAUAAAUGGAGAAAAAAUCAAUUAAGACAUAACAUUUAUUCAAAUUAUUGCUCUUUCUCCUCCUUUAUAUGAUGUUGAAAUAACAAUUGAUUCAAAAGAUUAAAACAAAAUAUCUAAGAUGCUUUAAAAUGCAGAUUAAUCUUUAUAUUUUGUUAUGGGUUGUUCUAAAGGAGCUGUAAUAUGUGUUCCUUUAGAACUCUAUACAAUAAUUUAUACACGUGUAAAUUAUAAUAAAAAUGCUAUAUCAAGUAUUAUUCACUUUAAUGAUCAAUUAAUUAUCAAAAGUAUUGAUAAUGUCAUCAAUUUUGUUCAAAUUUAAUCUAAUAAAGCAUCUUUAAUUAAAUCAAUUAAAAUUAUUAAAUUAGGUCCUAUACAUUUGACUUAAGCCAAAUAAUUGGCAAUUGCACAAUCAAAUGAAUUAUAUUUAUUUAAUUCAAAUCUAAUUGCAUAUGAAACUAAUGCAGGACAUGAAAAUGAUAUACAAUAAAUCACUAGUAAUUAAACUUAUGUUGUUACAAAUUCUUUAUAAUAAGUCAAAAUAUGGACAAAUAAUGGAUUUUGCAUAUAUACUAUCAAUUUUCAUGUAUAAAUAGAUUACAUCUAUUAUAUAUAAGAUGAUCUUAUUACUAGUUUAAAUGGAGGUUUAUGUCAUUUACCUAUUCCAGAACAUGAAAUAACAGAAUUAGAUACACAUGAAUAUAAUUAAAUACAAAUCAUUGAUUUAGCAAUUCCUAAAAAGAAAUAAUCUUUAAAAGAAGAAUCUUAAUAACUAUAAUAAUAAUCAUUCAAUUUAUAAAAAUUUGAAUUCAAAAAAACAUUAGAACUUCCAAAAAUCAAACUAAAAGUUUAAAGUCAAAAUAAUAUCGAAAACCCUAAGACACCAGUAAAAAAUAAAAAACAUUUUAAUUCUAUUUAGACUACAACCAAUAAAAGUACUAAUAUAAGUGUUUCUAACUCUCAAGUGCCUAUAAGUUAAAGUUUUGAUUAUGGAAUUUAACAUGCUAUUGAUAGUAGUUGUGUAUUACCAGCCAUACCUAAAUAAAAAGAAGAUACAUCAUUAUUGAAUUAAUAUUUAAAUAGAAGAGUUAAAAAGGGAUAACCUAGAAAUAGAAGAGAAUGGACAUUAGAUAAAAAGAUUUUAGGAAACAUCUUGUCAUUAAUUUGA